Molecule: messenger RNA, 472 nt
Organism: Acanthoscelides obtectus
Lineage: Eukaryota; Metazoa; Arthropoda; Insecta; Coleoptera; Chrysomelidae
Source: the annotation of a GenBank genome assembly
CGAUGACGGUUAUGGUAUUGAGCCAUGCUUUAUGACUCCCUUCAGAAAUCCUACUCCAGGUGCAGAAAUAAAUUAUAAUAAGUUUUUAAAACAAGAAAGAGUUAUAAUUGAACGCUGUUUCGGCCAAGUGAAACGCCGGUUUCCUAUCUUACAGUAUGUUUGCCGCGUAAAGUUGGAAAAUGUGUCGAAAAUAAUUAUUGCUUGUAUUGUACUCCAUAAUGUUGCGAAGAGCUUGGGCGAUCCUGACUUUGAGCUAGUUGAACAAGAUCCAGAUGAAGAUGAAGGAAAUCAUGAGAAUGAUGAACUUCCUCUCCGCCAACUAGAUGACAACCUUCUGUUCACCAGGCUUCCAUCAACAAGUGGUGCCCAAAAGAAUCCAAUUAUAGAAAGGCAAGCAUCUGAAAGUCAGUUCGAUCGUAGCGAUGAAUAUGUUCCGAAAAAUGAAGAAACUUCGGAUAGUGAUGAUCCCUGA